Enterospora canceri is the source of this 1287-nucleotide messenger RNA. NCBI's taxonomy places the organism in Eukaryota, Fungi, Microsporidia, Enterocytozoonidae. The record is from the annotation of a GenBank genome assembly.
AUGAUAGUUGGACUUGCUCUCAACCUGACUGCUGUUACUGCAAUGGAUUUCCAUGAUAAACUGAAGGAGUACUUUGGUGGAAACAAGAGGAGACUGGCGAAAGAGAGGGACGUCACCCUCUGUCUCGGAAACGAGGCAUGCGACGUGGACUCGUUCAUCAGCUCCCUCGUCACUGCCAUCCACGACAAUGCCAUCCACGUGGUCUGCAUGAACAGAGACGUAUUCGAGGCCAAGGGAGACGUUGGAUACGUCCUAGACCACUUUGGAAUUGAUAGGGACGACCUCGUCUACCUUGAGAGACCAAUAGGCAACUUGACCACUGAACAGAGACGAGAUGUAACCAGGCUGAACACGUACGAAGGUGGAAGACUGAAGGAGUCGAGGCGUCUCAGCAGCUACGAUCCACGCCUCAUCAUCGUCGACCACAACGUGCCUGUCGAUGAGUUGAAGGAGUACACGAUCGACCUCAUCGUGGACCACCACGAGUUGGCACGUGAGUCGAUUCGUGCCCGUAGAAUGUACAUCGACCUCGAUGUUGGAUCGUGCUCCACUCUCAUUUCCAAGUACAUUGGCCACAGUCUGACAACAAAUAAGGCAAACAAGAGCAGUGACUUCGAGUCGGCCACCUUUGUCUCCCACAUUGCGAAGAUGCUCCUUGUUCCGAUAGUUCUGGACACCAGCAACUUCAAGCGGAGAGCAAGCCACUUUGAUUUGGGCGAGUUUGAGCGGCUUCUGGGGCAGAGUAGCACGAGCAGGAAGGAGCUGCUUGCAAUCAGAAAGGGAAUUAGGAAGGGUAGGCUGAAUGACGAGGGGCUACCAAAUGACAUCAUCAUGCAGAAGGACUUCAAGGUGUACCAUCACAGGGGACUCAACUUUGGUUGUGCGACAGUGAAGUACAAGACGAAGAAGUGGGUGGAGAGGGAGUUGAAGAAGAACGUGAACAUGGAGAGCUACCUGAACGACUUCAGGAGAAGACAUGGGCUCGACUUCCUCUUUGUGAACAGGAAGAAGGGUCGCAAGAGGUGGCUUACGGUUGUAAACUGCACGUUUGAGAAGAUGCUGGCAGAAGAGAACGGAUUCAAGGCAGUGGAGUACAAGGGGCUUCAUUACUACAAGAUAGACGUGAAGUUGAGUAGGAAGGUGAUGAUGCCAAUUGUGUUGAAGACGAUAGACAGGAUAUACAAGAAGAUGAAGAAGAGAGGAGAGGCAAGAGAGAAGGAGAUUGAGACUGGGCUGAGUUUGGAGGAGAUUAGGAAGGAGCUGGAUGAGGAAAAGAGGGAGAAGUAG